AUGUCUGCUAUCAUUUUCUAUUGUAUGGCUGCGGCCGCCGUCUUUUCGACCUUGAUUUCUACGAUUGUUAGUAGUGUCACGUAUGCCACCUUACUCUCUUUAUCCUCGCACGACUCCGGACUCGCUCCUCUCGCCCUGGGUGCUAUCAGCUGUGGAGCGUUGAUUGGUCUUAGCAUUCUUUUGCACAAGGAGGUUCGAAGAAACGAACAAUGGCCUGUUUGGAAGACUGGAAUCUUCGGCUUCACGGGUGUCUACCUCCUCAUCGCCGAUGUAUGUUCUGCAGGAACAAUGAUGGCCAGCCUGCCUUCACUUUCGGGCAUAUGGAUCACCCGCUCGGUCUUUUGGGCCAUCACACUCCUAAUGCAAGGCCUAUACAUUGGAUUCCUUCUGGUACAAUUGACCCAGAAGAAACCCGAGCCAACCUGGCCGAGCUCAUUAUCCCAAGAGCUUAAGACACUGCCCGAAAGCCCCAGCUCGAUCACAUCUCCAUCAGCGCCAUACGAUCCCCAUGCCAGGGUAGCAGGAUUUGACACCAGAAGAUCCUCUCUCCGCAAAUUCCCUCGGCGAUCCAACCGUUACUCAGGUGGAACACUAUGUCUCCAAAACUCGCAAGAAGCCAAAGAUAGCUCAUUCGACACAGGCUCGUCUAUCUGCUCCCCAGAGCCAUCACCAAUUCAAGACCAUUUCCAGAUCGAACGAGACAAUCAACUGCUUCUCUCUGGUGGCAGCAUCCGCAGCAUGCCCAGCCUUCGAUCGGAAAGAAUCCAGCAAUCCCUCGAUCACCUAGUCUCUCCUUCUCCAACAGCAAGCACAUUCAACUUGGACUCUCCCGCUCAAUCCACAUUGAACUUGAGCCUGCCAGAGCGCGAACACAAUAUCCACCCUCUCUUCCGCUCCACCAGCCCAUGCCCAUCCCCCACUCCCACACUGGGGACCGUGGUGAAAGGCUCCCCGUCUGCCGGCCAGACUAUUACCAAAAAUACAUUGACGCGGAUGCGAUCCGCGCGCUCCCUGCGCGAGCUCAAUAUGCGGACUCCCUCUCCGCUACCCGAGAGCAGGCCUGAGCUUGUGCGCCAGGAUUCGGGGUCUGGGUUGUCCUUGAGCUACGUGAAACGGGCCGAGAAAUACGAGACAAGAUAUAAUUUGAGAGAAUCGCCGGAGGAAAGGUGA
Molecule: messenger RNA, 1170 nt
Organism: Penicillium maclennaniae
Lineage: Eukaryota; Fungi; Ascomycota; Eurotiomycetes; Eurotiales; Aspergillaceae
Exons: 1
Coding region: 1-1170 (389 amino acids)
Source: RefSeq, a predicted model, not a curated record